GCGGGCGAGCCAGGAGAGACACAGAGAGAGAGAGAGAGAGAGAGAGAGAGAGAGAGAGAGAGAGAGAGAGAGAGAGAGAGAGAGCAAUGUGGGAGGGGCAGGGAAGUGGUGAUGGUCAUGAAGGGUUCGACGAAGAGCCCCUAAUAAUCUUAAAGAAGAGAAGGAAGGAGGUAGAGGAGGGAUGCAAGGGCUACACUCAUCCAGAUGAGGGAGAAGCAGGAUCGUGAUAGAGGGAGGUUGGAAUCCGGGAUCAGAAAGAGGUGCCACACCGCUCAGCAGGAUCAAGAUAGGGGGAGAUCGGGAUCGGGGAAGGUCGGAGGAUCGAGGCCCAGGGAGCAGGAUCGGGAUAGAGGGAGAUCGGGAUCGGGGAAGGCGGGAGCUGAAAGAGGUGCCAGACCGGGGAGCAGGUUCGGGAUAGGGAGAGAUCGGGAUCGGGGAUGGUGGGAGGAUCAAGGCCCGGGGAGCAGGAUCGGGAUAGAGGGACAUCGGGAUCGGGGGAAGUGGAUCGAGGCUGGGGCAGAUCGAGAUGAGCAAGAAGUGGGAUUGCAGCAGAGGGAGGUUGGGAUUGGGGAGACGGGAACAGAAACAGAGGGAGAUCGGGAUCGGGGAAGAAGUGGGAUUGGGAUAGAGGGAGUUCGGGAUCGGGGAAGGCGGGAGGAGAAAAGGUGCCAGACCGGGGAGCAGGAUCGGGAUAGAGGGAGGUCGGGAUCGGGAAAAGCGGGAGCAGAAAGAGGUGGGAAACCAGGGAUCGAGAUAAGAUCAAGGAUGCAAGAGAGGAAAAGGAGACAGGAGGAGGAGGAGGAGGAAUACGAGGAGAAAGAGGGAAGUAGGAGGAGAACAUAACGGCCAAAAAAAAGGAAAAUAAAUGCCCGGGUGCACCACGUGUCACACAAGUGAGAGCAGUAACGAGGAGGACGAAGACGAGGAGAAAGAGAAGGUGCGAGAUGAUGAAGCCGCGAGGAGGAGGUGGAAAAGAAAGAGGAGGAAAAGGAGGAGCAGGUGAUGGGUGGUCAGCGGCGAUCCAUCGAAACAACGGGGAGUGACAUUAAUGCAUUUGAUUGAUUGAUUGACUGAUUGAUUGAUUGGUUAGUUGAUUGAUUGAUUGGCCAAUCGAUUUGAGGUUACAUCCACUUUUCACGUUCUGACUCCUCUCUGCUUUCACUUUGCUUCCUAUUUUCGUUUGUUUCAGCGCGUGCUUUGAUCACAAAGAUCACAUAUCUACAUCCUGGAUGAUUAGCUGCUCACUACCUCUGACCGAGAAUCUUUUCGAAACAUGUUGCACUUUGUUGUUGAACGCAGCAGCAUGCUUCUCAUUACCGGCAAUUUUGUAC
This is a messenger RNA of Chara braunii, 1331 nucleotides long. The record is from the annotation of a GenBank genome assembly. NCBI's taxonomy places the organism in Eukaryota, Viridiplantae, Streptophyta, Charophyceae, Charales, Characeae.